GCUCCGGAUGUCACACUUGUGGGCCCAACUAGUCAGUGUUGCCCGUACACACACCCUGCCCCCUACCACUGAGCUCUUUUGCCAGCGCUGUACAUAAACACACUACGUUCUCGCAGAUCGUGUGGACGAUUUUAACCGAUAAUCCCAGGCUGUCUCAGGCAGCAGUCGAGCCGCAGGCAGCCAUCGGUUGACCACGCCGUGCCGCGGCUGGAAACUGACAACCGACGGGGGUGAGGCGCCCCCGCCUGGGCACCUCGGCUGCCACGAACAGGGUGCCGAUCCAUACAUAUCCAUACAUAUCCUCCUCAGACAUCGCAUCAAUCAGUCGAAAGAAAAUGGGCCGCGGGUUUCUCAAGGGUCUCCUGCCGCCGAAGUCGAAGCCCCUGGACAUAUCAAACCCGAUGGUGUCGCCGUCGCUGGGCGCCAAGCUGACCCGCAAGCAGCUCGACGAGUACGUGCCAAAGCCCCAGCCAUACUACAUCUUCUCGGGCUCGAGAUGGCAACGCGUCAACCCGCCAGCCACGGGGCCGGUACCGGGGCCGGGCGCGGAUGACAAGGCCGGGAUCACGAACCUGCGCCUCCUGACGUGGAACAUCGACUUCAUGGCGCCGUUCCCGCAGGCCCGCAUGGCAGCGGCGCUCGCGUACCUGCAGACGGUGGUCGAGGGCGUCCCCGAGCCGUCCACGACGGCGGUGGUCAUCUGCCUGCAGGAGCUGCGCCAGGACAUGCCCAUCGACCUGGACCGCCCGGUAAGCGCGGGCCGCUUCGACCCGCAGAUCGCCGACGACCUGCGGCAGGUGGCGGCCGCCGCCUGGGUCCAGGGGCGGUUCCUCGUCUCGGACCUGGCGACGGACCACUGGCGGUGCGGGUACAACUGCGUCACGCUCGUGGACCGGCGCCUCGGGUGCGCGGGCGCCUCGAGGCUGCCGUUUGUGAGCGAGUACAGGCGCGAGGCCCUGCUGGUUGACAUCCCCGUGGCGCCGCGGGCGGCAUCACCCUCGCCCUCCUCGCCCUCGUCCUCGUCCUCCCCCGGGGAGAAGCAGCAGCAGCAGACGGUGGGGUCCGUCCUGCGGAUAUGCAACGUCCACCUGGACUCGAUGGCGGGGAAGCCGCCCAUGCGGCCGAUCCAGUGGAAGGCCUGUGCGAAAUACCUACAGCGCGCGUCGGACGGCGUGGCCGGCGGCAUCCUCGCGGGGGACUGCAACGCGAACCAGGGCUACGACCUGACCCAGGCCGAGGAGAAUGGGUUCACGGACGCCUACCUCGAGACGGGGGGCGAGGAGGGCGACCCGAGGGGCCACACCUGGGGCCCGCAGAGCAAGAGCUCCAGGUUCCCGCACAAGAGGAUGGACAAGGUGUGUUUCUGUCAGCCGGGCCGGGGUGGUGGCGACGGCCAGCAGCUUCUGAAUCUCAAGAGCCUGGAGAAGAUUGGCGUCGGGGUCAAGAUCGGGGACGAGUCCAUCAGUGCGAAGCUUGCCGAGGAGGGAUGGCUGGAUUUCGUCACGGAUCACUAUGGGUUAAUGGCAGAUUUUGAGAUAGGAGAGGCGUGGAUCUUGGGUGUUGAAGCCUGAGGCUGAGAGGGGGAGGAAAUGUACGAGUGUGAACUACAAAGGGUGAACGAACGUGCUUCAGUUUGUGCGGCCAAUGUUCAGCGAUUUGGUAUUUUCUGGCUUCCACCAGCUUGGGUAGCUCAAUUCCCAUGUGCAUUUUGCCAGUGCUUUAUAGUAAAGAGAGAGGAGAGGAUUGGUUUCGUCAUUUCGUCUCUAAUCCACAUACAUAUAAAACCUA
This is a messenger RNA of Diaporthe batatas, 1788 nucleotides long. RefSeq lists its product as uncharacterized. Gene Ontology annotation, cellular component: PML body; cytoplasm. Gene Ontology annotation, biological process: double-strand break repair. The record is from RefSeq and is a predicted model, not a curated record. The transcript has a single exon. NCBI's taxonomy places the organism in Eukaryota, Fungi, Ascomycota, Sordariomycetes, Diaporthales, Diaporthaceae. Gene Ontology annotation, molecular function: single-stranded DNA binding; 5'-tyrosyl-DNA phosphodiesterase activity. Bases 336 to 1571 code for a protein of 411 amino acids.